Trichoderma harzianum CBS 226.95 is the source of this 3390-nucleotide messenger RNA. RefSeq lists its product as hypothetical. Lineage: Eukaryota; Fungi; Ascomycota; Sordariomycetes; Hypocreales; Hypocreaceae. Gene Ontology annotation, biological process: regulation of GTPase activity; signal transduction. Gene Ontology annotation, cellular component: cytoplasm. Bases 1 to 3390 code for a protein of 1129 amino acids. The transcript has 6 exons. The record is from RefSeq and is a predicted model, not a curated record.
AUGGCUUCCGCUAUCGUGGACGAGUAUUUGGAGACGCCGAUGGAGGCCGACGAUGCGUUCCCCUGUAAGGGCUGUGGUGAGAUACUGGAAGAAGGCAAAGCUUUUGAGUUGGCUGGCAACCGAUGGCAUCUCGACUGCUUCCGCUGCACCUCGUGCGGUUCUCUGCUCGACUCCGAUGCCAACCUUCUCCUGCUCGGCGAUGGCUCCCUCAUCUGCAACAACUGCACAUACAGCUGCACUGCGUGUGGCAACAAAAUCGAGGACCUGGCCAUCCUGACAGGCGACCAGGCCUUCUGCUCGACAUGUUUCCGCUGCCGAAACUGCAAGCGCAAGAUCGAAAACCUGCGUUAUGCGAGGACGUCUCAGGGCAUUUUCUGCAUGGACUGCUAUGAGACUUUGAUGGCUAGGAGAAGGAAGAAAUCAAAAGCGGCCGCAGCAGCAAAAGCUCGAGAGAAAGAACAGGCACCCACGGUGCCGGAAAAGUCUCUUCCGGCCCUCCCACCCGGUGCGAUUCCGAACAAUGCCUUCUCCGACGACCGCGUCGACCCCGACGGGCCCACGGAGUUGUCUCCUCGGCCUCGCACUGGCCAUCGACACAACGAGUCGUCGUCUAGGGGCGGUUCCAAGGCCUCGCGCUCUCCGGAGCGUGCAGCUGCUGAUGCGACCAAAGACGGCCUCAACCUUCCCUCAACUACAUACCGCAGAAACCGCAACUCGACCAUCACUUCCAACAACGGUGAUGGUGGUGACGGCUUUUUGAUAUCCGUGGCUCUUGAUACGAGCCCAACGCCCAAUGGUGCCCAGAAGGAGAGCACUGGUGAGAAGAAGAAGGACAAGGACCACAUCCGACCGACCAUGACUGACAAGCGCGCCGACUCGCACUCUUCCGCUACUCACAUUGCCUUCCUGGGCGCCGCCGCAGCUCCCGACCCUUCGCAGACCAAGUCUUCGUCUCGUUCCACUUCCAAGUCGGACCCGGCCAAGGCAUCCGCUGAUGAGGCUCCGAGGAAGAGGAGACCUACAGAAUCGCGGACUGACAGCUCGCAAUCUGUCCCUCAGCAACAGGAAACCCCCAGUCGAACUGGCACCAGUACUCCACGCAAGGACAGCACCUCGCAGCCUGAUUCACGAAAGGCCAUGGACAAUACUCCCGGAUCGCGAAGCUCCUACGAUUCCAAAACGCAAGACGAAGCUGAUUCCGCCCCAAAGAUUGGACCACGCUCUGACAGUGUCAAGAGCAUUCCGCGAAAGGAGGUUCCGUCGGCACCUACCCGUCCUGGUAUUACCCUCCCCCUCCACCCCCUUUCAUAUCCGCCACGCAAUAAAUUCACCCCAAGUGCCGCGCAGGGCAAAUCUUCCACUUCUGAAGAUGCCAACGUCUCGACCCCACGCCAGAGCCCUCCCUCUCGGUCUGGUGCAGCUGACAAGCCCUUGACUGACACCUACAUGCAGCCCAGAGCGGCUCCUGUGCCCCCAAGUAGCCAAGCCCAGACUCCGCCCAAGGAGGGUACACCUGCAGCUAAGGGUUCUCACGCCUCACCUACUUCGCCGAAGCUUCCUAGGUGGAGCAGCGGCGCAGAUUUCACCAUGGAAGAGGACAUGGUUAGGAUCCUUGGCUCUGAUGAGGGCUCGUCAUCUAUCCUUAGACGUGUCUCCAACGCUGUCCGCCACGGCCGUACAAGCAGCGUUGAAUCCAGCCAAAACCAUGCCGCCUCUCGAGGCUCCCACACCCGAAGCAUUAGCGAGACGACGCGUGGUGCUAUUUCGCCUCGCUGGCCCAAGACGGACGAUGCAAACGGUCAGGAAGGUGGCAGCCCUGCUUCGCUCACAUCUCCGGAUAACGCCAUCGUGCUCAAGCAACAGCUUAGAUCCUCUGAGCUGCGAGUGGCCGAGUUGGAGAGGCAGUUUGGCGCCGAGAAGGAUCUGCUGAACAUUAACCAGAAGCUCAUUGAAAAGAGAAAGACCGUUUCCGUACUGGACACCCAGACUGAGAUUAUGAUUCGACAGCUUGAGGUCCUGGCUGGAUAUGUUGAGCGGGCAAAGGAGACACAGGCUCCUCUCAAUGUCCAAGAGUUGGAGGAAUCCGCCAUCAAGGAGUUCGUUGAAAAGCUCGAAAAGGUCAAGCAGUCCUUUACCGAGGAACUCGAACGUCUCCACGAGGAGCGUGAUCAGCUUCUUGAAGAAAAGAACCAGGCUGUGACGGACCGGGACCGUGCCCUCAUGGAGUUUGAGCAGCUGGCCUCCAAGAACGCUCAGCUUACGGACAUGAACAACGAUCUCACGCACCAGAUCCAGGAACGCUUCAAGUCCCAGAUUGGAGAUGGCAAGUCAAACGGCUUGGGCAUCUACGGCCAGCACAAGGGCGCUUCAUCCAUCAACCUUGACAGUGCAAGCGUUACUACUGGCACUACCCUUAUCGCGGACGAGGACCCAACCAUUGUUGAGCACGGGCCUACUGUGGUUCAUGUCAGAAAAGGCCAAGUCAAGAAAUUCAACUGGAAGAAGGGCUCCAAGACCAUGGCACAGAACAUCACAAAGGGUGUCGGCCGUGCUGUCGUUGCUUUCCAGAACGAUCGCGAGAGAAUGCAGCAGCAAGGCUUGGCUGGUGACAGCAUUGGCCUGCCGUACAACAUGACUGUGGCCCAAGGAGAGUCCGCCAAUCCGACGUCGGCCAACCCUCCAGCUGGACGACAGCACCAACAACAGUUUGGCUUCUUUGGCAAAAAGAACGCAGCUGCCAAGGGCGGACCAGCUACCCAGGCCAACAUUGUGGUGGCGCAAGCAGCUCCAGAGCCUGCAUCGACUCUGUUCGGAUCCGAACUUACAGAGAGAUGCGAUUACGAGCACCGCCAGAUCCCAAGUGUGGUGACGCGAUGCAUCGAAGAGGUUGAGCUGAGAGGCAUGGACCAGGAGGGUAUCUACCGAAAGACUGGCGGUAACUCUCAAAUCAACCAAAUCAAGGACGGCUUCGACAAGGACGAAGACUAUGACAUUUCAGACCCUGACAUGGACAUUACUGCCGUCACGAGUGUCCUGAAGCAGUACUUCCGAAAGCUGCCCAACCCCCUGCUGACAUUUGAUGUCUAUGAGAAAGUACUGGAGUCUAAUGCUAUUACCGAUGAGGCUGAACGGUGCUCUCAUCUGCACAAGGUCUUUACUUCAAUGCCUCAGGCCCACCGGGACUGUCUAGAAUUCCUCAUGUUCCACCUUCAUCGCGUGGCAAUUAGAGAGCCUGAGAACUUGAUGUCGCCUAAGAACUUGGCCGUCGUGUUUGCUCCAACCAUUAUGCGGGAUCUCAGCAUUGAGCGUGAAAUGACGGACAUGCACAACAAGAACCUUGCCGUUCAGUUUGUCAUUGAAAACACUCACAGAAUCUUCCAGGAUGAAUAA